GAAACAGGCGGAACUUUAUCAUAGCGAGCAGCGACGGACUCGAGGCGGGGGGAGAGCGUUGGAAGCCAUGGCAAACCAAGGAGCCAAGAAGAGGAAGGAGGAGAACAAGAAGCAUAUGACCAAUCUCCGUCUCCUCAUCAUCGCCUCCAACGUCAUUUAUGUUUUGGUGCGGCUGGUUAUAUUUCACUCCACUUUUACUUGGAAGCAUUGGAUUGGUCUUCUUGUGACAUCUAUUGUUUACGGACUUUCAUAUAAACAACUUGAAAGUAUGGCAAGGCCAACAUACUCUGAUGAUGGUGAACUCUUAGAUGGUGGCUAUGAUAUGACCACUGGUGGUAUCUGUGGUUAUUUGCAUGAUGUGAUCUACAUAACUAGUUUUGUGCAGAUAAUGUCCAUAUUAUCUGGUAAAUUUUGGUGGACUUAUUUAGUGAUACCGGCAUUUGGUGCAUACAAGUUAUCUGGUUUGCUAAAAGGAAUAAUGCCAGGGGGUUCAGAGGGAGAAGUAGAGGACGAGAAGAGCCGUAAGAAGAGGGAAAAGAUGGAGAGAAAAGCUUCAAGAGGUAGAAUUAUCAAGACCAGGAAUAGAUAAUUUUGUGGCUAUUUAACUUUUACAUGUACCCUUAACUACCCUUAAAUACCAGUAGAACCUCGAUGAAUCACGGGGCAUUCAUAGCAUGAGAAGUUGCCUAAUCAUGUUUACUUAUGUAAUACCAAAUUGCAUUUUAAUAAUCUUUUCCCUCUUUUGUCAAACAUUCAAUUGAUGCUAGAGAUUACUGCAAUAUGUAAUGCAAAUUAACAACUCAAGUUUUAGACAAAGUUUUUAUAUUUAUAAGAGUUUAGUUUUGAUA
This is a messenger RNA of Zingiber officinale, 848 nucleotides long. RefSeq names its product transmembrane protein 208 homolog. The record is from RefSeq and is a predicted model, not a curated record. Gene Ontology annotation, cellular component: intracellular membrane-bounded organelle. The transcript is spliced from 5 exons. The coding region runs from base 68 to 589 and encodes 173 amino acids. Lineage: Eukaryota; Viridiplantae; Streptophyta; Magnoliopsida; Zingiberales; Zingiberaceae. Gene Ontology annotation, biological process: vacuolar protein processing.